Molecule: messenger RNA, 3342 nt
Organism: Durusdinium trenchii
Lineage: Eukaryota; Dinophyceae; Suessiales; Symbiodiniaceae
Source: the annotation of a GenBank genome assembly
GCAAGCAGGGUUUCAAGGAGCCUUCAUCGACUCAAGCUGCGUGGGGUUGCAGUUUGAGCAUUGUGCCGACGCCGAAAAGUUCCUGACGGCGCGCGGUCAUGAGCUUCCAAUCACUUUGCCCGGAUUAAUGCAAAGAAGUAUCGUUUGAGCAUCGCUUCUACUGGAGGAGCAGAUGCACCCAAAGCUUCCGAGCCCGAACAUGAUCCUCAGGGAGUUCUUCCCCCGACUGCGACAUCCAAAGGACUUCUGCAUCACCUACAUCGGCUCACAUUGGCCAGACAAAAGAGUAAUCUUCCAGAGAAUGUCUUGCGCAUCUUCCACACCUCGGGUGAAAUUGCAUUUGAUUUGGAGCCGACAGCAAAUCAGAACAUGACAGAUAUCUAUGCCAUCAUCCGGCAAGAGCACCCUGGCUGCAUCUUGAGCAAGCUGCCAGAGUGCGAAGCAGCAAGCCUUGCAGCGGAUCCAGCAUUGCCUGGGGAGUUUUUGCUUGUACCGCCCAUGUCGCUCCCUUUGGCCUUGCCCACAGAAUUUUCAGUUGGGCCUGCUGAUGAAAGGGAUCUCGACUUUGCACUCAUGAAGGAGGUCCUGUGCGAGAUGCUUGGGGAUUAUGCGUGCAUCAAGCGAGAGUCUGCAGAUGGCACGGUCGAUCACGUCUUCAAGCACCGCAAGGAGGAAUGCAGCCGCAACAAGCUUGUGGUUGUCAGAUCUGCUGUGCAUCAUUUGAACCAUGUCAUCCAACACAGGAAGGUGGCCUUCUUGAGCAUCGUCGGCAAGCCGCGUGAAGGAAAGAGUACCCUUUUGGAGCUCAUGCGGAGGCAACUCUCCGGUGAUGAUGGCUUGCCUCUCUUCCGAUGUUCCAAUUCCUCAGAGAAAGCUUGCACGGCAGGUCUUUGGGUCUCCACUCGUGGCUUCUUGACCAAGGCAUCUGAGGCUUCGCCACAGUAUAGACCUCUUCUGCUCAUGUUGGAUUCGGAGGGUCUUUUUGCGGAUGAUGGUGUGCAUCAAGACUACUUUGUGCGGCUCUUCACCAUUGUUGGGGUGCUGUCCUCCGUGAUGAUCUUGAAUAAUAAGAUCUCCAACACAGUGGCGGAGGAAUUCAAGACCCCUUUGGCUCGCCUGGCAGUGAUGUACAAAGGCUUUUUUGAGAGAAACCCGUGGUUUAAGGAGCACCAGCCCAAGGUCUUGUAUUUGGCGCGGGAUUGGAACCAAAGCCAAGACCUUUUUGAAGACUCAGAAGCCUGGCAAGAAGUAGAAAGCAGAUGCAGCUCUGAAGAGGGCCCUUUACACGACGCGAUGCGUUUCAUCAAAGAAGCCUUUGGCGUGGUCAAGUUUGUCACUUUGCCCAGUCCCGUUGCGGAGAUUGACAAGAAUGACAUUGUGUCCAAAUCUUUGGAUGGUCGAUUCAAGAAGAAGCUUGCCAGCAUCGUUGAAAGGAUUGUGGAACCAUCACUAAAGCCCAAAUCCUUCACCAAUUCGAAUGGAUCCAACUGCUACAUCAGCGGCGGAGAGCCAUUGUUGGAGCUGCUGUGUAGCACAGCAGAAGCCGUAUCAACGGAGAUCGCUCUUGACUGGCCAGGUGCUUUGCAGAGAUUCCGAGAGAAGGCAACGCUGGCGCGGCUUGACGCGCAGGUGGCUUCCAUGGCAGAAGAGUACAUGAAAGCUUCGCGUGGCCAUCCACUAGUGAUCGAGGCUUUGGCUCGCGAUUCGCUUGAGGAAGCGGCUUUGAAAACCCUCAAGACAUGUGCAGAACAGGCUGGAUUGGUGGUUUCUGCUGAGAGAAGUUCUCUUAAGAUCAGGGGCCCACCUUCUCAGCUGCGAACUUUGGUGAGGGAAUCCUGUCCUGAUUCGUUGAAGAUGGUGCCGUUGCUUGAGGCUUUCAAAGAGCACCUCAAAAAGGAGCAGGUCACAGUCAGAUCGGGGGCCCUAGAGGAGCUAGCAGCUUUCGGCUACGCCGCAAGCACUGUGGAUGAUUUGAUGCACGCGUACUUUCACAAGUAUUUCCUGGAUCUCAACCAAACUUGCGAAGACCUUGAAGAACUCUUCGUGCAGAGGGAACUCGCCUUCGUCGAGAAGCAGGUGAAGUGCCAGAUGAGGGCGGCGACAUCGAAGGAAGAUGUGCUGCACCUGGCUGAGAGUUGGCAAGAAUCGUUUCGGCAAGGCGGCUCGGUCCGGCAAAAGGACGCCUUCCAGCUUGCAACCCGAAUGAUUUCAGAAGAGGCGACAAUGAUCAUCAACCGCCCAACGGAGUUGGUGCGGCAAGCAGCAACCUAUACCUGGCUGCACAAGAUGGGCCUCACUUUGGACACACAAAAUCCGCAGUAUACGUCCUUGGAGGAUGCUUUGAAAGAUGUGGAGGGCGACCGACUCUUUGCUGCAACGAUACGACCCGAGGAUGUCUUCUUCCUUGCUCAGGAGCAAUUGAGACAACCCUCUGAACCAGCGCUUUGCCGUCAUGCAGAUGUGAAGGUGUUGAUCAGCGAGCAGGCUGAACACUUUCAACAGGCUACCUUCAAGGAGAAAUGCCGCAGGUAUCACUCGGAGGUGUGUCGCAUGCUGGCGCCACUAGGCAGGGACCCAGCAUCCCUUUGGAGGAUUUGCGAGGAGUUCUUUGGUAUGGAGAAUCCUGAAUCCAAUGGUGAAGCCUUCAGCGAGCUUUUGCAGGGCGCCUUGCAGGUGCGUUCUAGCGGGGAAGAACUUGCAGCCAUAGAAGAAGUGAAGGUCUUGACUCAGGGUGUCGGGAAUUCUGAGAGUUGCUUGGGCCUGGUCUUCCGGGAGCAGUUGCAGUUUUCAAUCGAACACUUUUGCAGUUCGGUUGUCGAAGCAGCUUUUGGAGAGCUUCAGGUGAUGCUCUUUGCAGAUUGCAAACUACAACUCCAGGAUAAGUUGAAGGAGCUGGGUGUAGAUGUCUUAGCUGUGAAGCCCAAUCACAGUUGGGGCACAGACAAAGCGGACAAAGCCUGGAACAUUGCAUUGCGUUCUGCCAUGGCUCUACAGACAGUACUGAAACAUCAAGCUACCUUCAAACCCUUUCAGAAGAUGGGCUUGCAAUUGCCUCCAAUCAAGUGGGUGUCGAAAUUCAGCAACAAAGCUUUGGAGUGCUGGAAGGACCAUGUCUGCCGAUGUUCUUCAGAGGAAGAUGUCAUUGAGUACAAAGACACUUUUGAGCAAGCAGUGGCGUGCCUCUACGAAAGAGGCAACUCUUUCUCAGCUGCAGGUGAAGAGAUUGAGGUUCGCGUUCGCUUUUCACUCGUCCUUUUCCCAGUGAGGUUCGAGUUGUCGCCAGCUUUGCUCCAAGAGAUUUGUCCGAGAUUGCAGUUUCAUGCUGAUUCGCCAAUGGCGCUU